This is a messenger RNA of Miscanthus lutarioriparius, 285 nucleotides long. The record is from the annotation of a GenBank genome assembly. NCBI's taxonomy places the organism in Eukaryota, Viridiplantae, Streptophyta, Magnoliopsida, Poales, Poaceae.
AUGGAGUGGUGGCAGAAGGCGGUGGCGGUGCCGGUGAAGCGCGCGUGGAUCGUCGUCGCCGCCCGGCUGACGACGCGCCGCAAGAAAGACGACGGCGGCCACAGCGUGCUGGUGAAGCUCCACGACGACGUCCAGACGUGCGCGUACGAGGACGUGCAGGUGAUGUGGGAGAUGCUGCAGCGGGCCGAGACGGACAGGCAGGCGCGCGAGCCCUCGCCCAAGGGCGCCCGCGCGUUCGUCUGGCUGCGCCGCCACCACAAGAUGGACCCGCGCCGGCGCUGCUGA